Aphanomyces invadans is the source of this 1431-nucleotide messenger RNA. RefSeq lists its product as hypothetical. The transcript has 7 exons. The coding region runs from base 7 to 1242 and encodes 411 amino acids. Gene Ontology annotation, biological process: transmembrane transport. Gene Ontology annotation, cellular component: membrane. The record is from RefSeq and is a predicted model, not a curated record. NCBI's taxonomy places the organism in Eukaryota, Oomycota, Saprolegniomycetes, Saprolegniales, Verrucalvaceae.
AACGCGAUGUUGUUCUUGCCUGGUGUGGCGGCCGCGGUGGCCAUUGUCGCCGCCGAUGAAAGCAGCGCAGGAGGAUAUGCGAGCUGCAUGAAUAGCAACGUUUGCAUGCCCAUCAGCGACAUCCCAGUUUGGUGGGUGUGCAUGCAGGGCAAGGCCCCUGAGUACUUGAUCCUUGCCGGUGCCAUGAUCUUCUUUGCAACGUUCUUGCCGCGCGUGCUGCUGAGCUUCAUGCUGUUCAUCCUGAGCAAGUUUCCCUUUGUCCGUGAAAUCGUCGACGACUAUGUCAAAUUCUGCACGACGUCGACGACAUACCUUCUCAGCGCGUCGUUGUGCAUGGGAGCGACGAUUGUCGCCCUCUUGUCGCCGUACUUGUGCCGCUUCCACAUUUACGUUUGGGGCAUCUUCUUCCUCAUGUGGAUCUAUUCGGUGUUCAACGUGAUUGAUCGGCUCGCGGUCCGUCGGUUUGGUGGGAAGGCCGACAACUCGAAGAAAGUCGUGAUUUCCGAGUCGAUCAAGUUGCUGCGACUGCUCGUGCUCGUGAUAGCGUCCAUGUACAUUUACUUGCAAAUGUGGCAAGACCAGUCCUUGCUCAAGUAUUCGUUUCUUGGCAUGAUUGGCGGCGCGAUUGCCCUUGGGUUUGCCGGCGCGACGCACAAUGCGGUCGGCGGGCUCUACCUCGUUCUGAACGCGCCAUUUCGCGUCGACGAAUUCAUUCAAGUCGGCCAAGUCCAAGGCCACGUCCAGCGCGUCGCGCUGCGCUUUACCGUCGUUCUUGGGCUCGACCGCACCAAGAUCUUUGUCCCCAACAGCUAUUUUCUCUACAAACCGAUGGUCAAUUUCUCGCAACGGCCGAAGCGGCAAAUCGCCCUCGAUAUCCACGUGCACCCGCACACGUCCGUGGCGGUGCUGGAAACCCUCGUGCGCGACCUCCACGUGAUGCUCCAGUCGCGGCACAUGGGCCUCACCUCCCACGACGACUACAACGGUCCCGCGGACAAGGCCAAGUUUUGCUUUGUCACGAUGGACGCGCUGUACUCGAUUCGGUUGUACACGUACACGGACGAGCUGGACGCGAAAAAGCACGCGAUGAUCAGGUCUGAGGUCUGGCUCGCCGCAAUGGAGAUCAUGGAAGACCUUGGCGUCGUCACCGUGCCGUCGGCGCACUCCCCAGACCACGACAAACCAGCGCGGGACGACCAAGAGCAUGGGCCGUGCGCGGCCGAGUACGGGUUCGUACUGUGAGACACACCACCCGAGAAUACACACGAGUGGGUGGCAAGCAGGACGUACAUGUGCCCGGGGACCGCGCAUCGUUGGGCGGCCCCCGGGACGAAGCAAGCAAGCGUGGCCACUGAACGAGCGGUGCUUGCCAUGGCGAAUUCCAUGACGGUGGAUAAUUGUCAUGUAAUUGUUGGGAGGAACGUUGGUGUU